Molecule: messenger RNA, 2617 nt
Organism: Cercospora beticola
Lineage: Eukaryota; Fungi; Ascomycota; Dothideomycetes; Mycosphaerellales; Mycosphaerellaceae
Gene: TOP3
Product: DNA topoisomerase 3
Biological process (GO): DNA topological change
Cellular component (GO): nucleus
Molecular function (GO): DNA binding; DNA topoisomerase type I (single strand cut, ATP-independent) activity
Source: RefSeq, a predicted model, not a curated record
AUGGUCGUGACGAGAGUUCUCUGUGUGGCUGAGAAGCCUUCAAUUGCGAAGGCUGUGGCAGGACACCUCAGUGGGGGCCAUUUCCAGACUCAUCCAAUCACCGGCAAUCAAUAUGUGAAGAAUUACGAAUUCUCGUUCAAUUUUCCAGGAUGGGGUCCUUGCGAAGUUACCAUGACUUCGGUGUUGGGUCACCUCAUGGAGGCCGACUUUGGAGCCCAAUACAAAAGCUGGCACUCGCAAGACCCUUCUGCUCUGUUUGACGCUCCAAUCGAAAUUUCUGUCGCGGACAAAAUGAAGGCGGUGGCACGCAACAUCGGAGUCAAGGCUCGCCAUGCUCACUACCUGUACAUCUGGACGGACUGUGAUCGAGAGGGCGAGCACAUCGGCACCGAGAUCAUGAAAUGUGCGCAGGAGACCAACCAACGGUUUCGUACUGCAGGUAGAGUCGUUCGUGCACGCUUCUCGAACAUUGAGCGAACGCAUGUGCUAACUGCAGCGCGAAAUCCGAUCACGAUAGAUGAAGCGCAAGCCAAUGCUGUAUAUGCACGGCAGGAGCUCGAUCUGCGUAUCGGAGCAUGCUUCACUCGUAGACUGACAAUCGACCUGAAGCCGAUGAUGCCCUGGGCGGACGAACGCGGCAAGGUAAUCAGUUACGGCAGCUGCCAGUUUCCAACACUCGGCUUCGUGGUUGAGCGAUACAUGCGCGUGCGCAAUUUUGUGCCCGAGACCUUCUGGGCAAUCAAGGUUAUGCAUCGAAAAGACGACCAGGAAGUCAACUUCCGCUGGGCUCGAACACAUUUGUUCGACCGGAUGGUCACGACGAUUCUCUACGAAAAAUGUCUGAAUGCACGAGAGGCAGUGGUGUCGAGAGUGCAGACCAAACCGACCUCGAAAUGGAGGCCCUUGCCACUUACGACUGUUGAAUUGCAGAAAUGCGGCAGCAGAUUCCUCCGGAUGAACGGCCAACGUGUUAUGAGUGUCGCAGAGAGUCUCUAUCAAAAAGGCUUCAUCAGUUAUCCGCGCACGGAGACGGAUCAAUUUGACAAAAACAUGGACCUUCGACAGUUGGUGCAGAAGCAGGCCCAGAACCAAUCUCGCUGGGCGAACUACGCGCAAGGACUGCUCAAUGGCGGCUUCCGAUGGCCUCGUGAUGGUCGUCACAAUGACAAAGCCCACCCUCCAAUCCAUCCCGUCAACUUCGUCGCCGCAAAUGCUCUCGAUGACGAGUCGCAGCGAGUCUACGAGUUUGUCACCAGGCGAUUCUUGGCGUGCUGUAGUGAUGAUGCAAAGGGAAGCAAGACCGAAGUGAGCAUUGCUUAUGGUCCUGAGACCUUCCACGCCUCUGGCUUGACGGUACUGCAGCGCAACUACCUGGAUGUGUAUCCCUAUGACAAAUGGACCAGCAGUCAAGUGCUGCCUGACUUUCAACAAGGAGAGUCUUUCGUGCCGACAUCUGCCUUGAUGCACGAAGGACAGACUUCGCCACCCGGAUACCUCACGGAGCCAGAGCUGAUAGCAUUGAUGGACACUAAUGGCAUUGGCACCGAUGCAACAAUGGCCGAGCACAUUGCCAAAAUACAGGAGCGAGAGUAUGUGCAGACAAGACCGAGAGCCGGGCAGGCGCGCCAGAAUGCCGGGGACGAAAGUGAGGAAGAGGUAGAAGGUCCCGUACAAGCCCAACGAGGGGGCGGUCGAGGACGUGGUAGAGGCCGCGGCAGAGGUGGACGCGGUGGAGCCAACAACCGUCCUGGAGGAAGCACGACCGGAGUGGAAGAAUUUAUACCGACAACGCUUGGGGUCGCGCUUAUCGAAGGCUACGAGAGCAUGGGCCACGAGAUCAGCAUGGCGAAGCCCUUUCUACGCAAGCAGAUGGAGGUGAAGAUGAAGGAUAUCUGCGAGAAUCGCAUCACGAAGCAAGCCAUGGUCCAGGAGAUGAUUGAGCAAUAUCGAGCCACAUACGUCCGAACAAAGCAUGGCAUGCACUUUCUUCAAGCGUCUGUGCGCAAGUACGUUCAAGGCCAACCAGGAUGAAUAUCUGCGUGAUGACCACCUACUCACGUAUGCACGUGUAUGUCCGGAGAAUGCAAGCAUGCACGCAGCAACAUCGAUCUGGCCGUACAGAACACCGCCUCUAUCAUCCCCGCGCGAUCAUGCCCAUACAACGCCCGUCCAGAUGAUCAAUCUUGCAAGUGGACACUUGCUGGAUCCGGAUGGACGAGUAUUCACACCUGCCUUACUGAAACCGCCGCGCAAUCAAAAUUACCAUUCACUUCGACAGACAUGAUCUCGCAGUGCUUGUGUGCAGAUGAAGAGAUCAGUGUCGAGUGUCGUGAAUGGAGGGAACCGUCAAGGCUAAAGAGAAAAUGGCAUUAUGACUUCUGGCGAUGCAGACACAACGAUAUUUCUAGACGCAAGGAGGUCUUCAAUUGCGGCAUGUAGUCUAUUUGAUUCGCGUCUGUUCAGAUGCAAAAUCGGGACUGAGAUCAACAUUGUGAAUCCACAUAUGGCGUGCUAGAAGCUAUCCUUGAACAAACCGACCAUCGGCUUUCGGAACCAAGCCCGCGUCCAUGACUCCUCCCAAGCCGGAUACUUCAGAACGCCGCGAGCUUUGUCACUG